Messenger RNA from Bacillus rossius redtenbacheri, 2418 nucleotides. Its product is annotated as mucin-2-like. NCBI's taxonomy places the organism in Eukaryota, Metazoa, Arthropoda, Insecta, Phasmatodea, Bacillidae. Gene Ontology annotation, cellular component: extracellular region. The coding region runs from base 85 to 2229 and encodes 714 amino acids. Gene Ontology annotation, molecular function: chitin binding. The transcript is spliced from 2 exons. The record is from RefSeq and is a predicted model, not a curated record.
CAGCUGAAGGUGAAGAGUAUAAAGAACGCAGUUGAAGACAAUCGCUUGGAGGAGCGCGCACUUAAACGUGCCAGCACGAACAACAUGAUGAGGCUGCUUUUUCUGUGGGGAUUACUGUAUCUCAGUGGCACUAGUGGUGAAGUUGUUUGUGGCAACCAACAGUACCUGCCCAACCCGUAUAACUGCAGUACCUACUACGAAUGUUCUAAUGGCAUUCCUUACCUGAUGCCAUGUCCAUCGCACCAGGAGUUCAGCCCCACUACCCACACGUGUAAGAGUCCUGAUGAAGCACAGUGUAAGACAAGCGUGGUGGAGAUCAGUACAGCUUCAACAACAGUUGUACCAGUGACAACUACCAGUCAGACAACAAGCUAUUACUGCCCUCAAAGUGACGACAGUGGCGCAUAUUUGUAUCCCAACCCCUUGAGCUGUUCUUCAUUCUACAUGUGUCAUGAAGGACACCUUGAACUUUUCCAGUGUUCACAAGGUCUAGAGUAUUCUGUAACAGAACGGGUGUGUGUUUAUCCAACUAUGGCCAAAUGUGACCUUAGUAAUUUACCAACAUUUCCGAAUGGUCCCACAACACCAGCAUCCUGUCAAGCUAACACUGCAUCUACCAGUCCCACCACAAGUACUGCUGCUGGUCCUACUCCUAACUAUUACUGUCCUGAAGUUGAUGGAGCUAGUACCUAUAUUUACGCUAGCCCCUAUAGCUGUUCUUCAUAUUACAUGUGUACUGAAGGUAAACUGUACUUAUUCCCAUGUCCAGGAGAACUUGAGUUCUCUGCUACAGACAGAAUAUGUGUAUUGCCCUCUUUAUCCAAGUGUGAUCUAAACCAUCUACCAACUUAUCCCACAGGGCCAACUGAAGCAAUAACAGCUCCCAAUCCCACAAUCGCUACUGUUACUCCUGGUCCUGCUCCUAACUAUUACUGUCCCGAAGUUGAUGGAGCUAGUACCUACAUAUAUGCUAGUCCCUAUAGCUGUUCUUCAUACUACAUGUGCACUGGAGGUAAACUGUACUUAUUCCCAUGUCCAGGAGAUCUUGAGUUCUCUGCUACAGACAGAAUAUGUGUAUUACCCUCUUUAUCCAAGUGUGAUCUAAACCAUCUACCAACUUAUCCCACAGGGCCAACUGAAGCAAUAACAGCUCCCAAUCCCACAAUCGCUACUGUUACUCCUGGUCCUGCUCCUAACUAUUACUGUCCCGAAGUUGAUGGAGCUAGUACCUACAUAUAUGCUAGUCCUUAUAACUGCUCUUCAUACUACAUGUGCACCGGAGGCAAACUGUACUUAUUCCCAUGUCCAGGAGGGCUUGAUUUCUCUGUUACAGACAGAAUAUGUGUACUUCCCAUUUUAGCCAAAUGUGAUCUUAACAAUCUACCAAGUUAUCCUACAGGACCGACAGAGGCAAUAACAGCUGUCAACCCUACAACUACUACUGUUACUCCUGGUCCUACUCCUAACUAUUACUGCCCUGAAGGUAAUAAUACUUCACAAACAUACUUAUAUCCCAAUCCAUACAGUUGUUCCUCCUACUAUAUGUGCGUUGACAGGAUUCUGUACCUUCUUCACUGUCCAGGAGACCUUGAGUACUCGGUUACUUACAAGGUAUGUGCUUUAGCAUCAAUUGCAAAAUGUGAUCUGAAUAACCUGCCAUCGUAUCCAACUGGUCAUGCAACUGCUACAACAGUGGCAUCUAUUAACACAGCUACUGCUGUGACUUCUGUCCCAAAUUACUAUUGUCCUGAAAUUGAUACAAGUAUAACAUAUUUAUACCCUAAUCCUUACAGCUGCUCUUCAUAUUACCAGUGUGUUGGAGGCAGUCUUCACCUGUAUCAGUGCCCAGAUGGUUUUGAGUACUCAGUGACACAGAGGGGCUGCGACUCCCCUUCCAUAGCCAAGUGUGAUCUCAACAAUCUGCCAACGUUCCCUACUGGCCCCACUGCAUUGGUCCCUACGGAGGCCACCACCCCAGCCCUGGUAGUUUCAUCUCCUGCCACAACCACUGUUGAUAAUAGCGUGACCGUUCAUUAUGAGUGUCCUCCUAGUGAAAGUGGUGUCUAUUACCGCUACCCUGGAGACUGUCACAGGUUCAUCGAAUGCAACUAUGGGGUUGCUGAAGUACAGUCGUGUGCUGCCAACCUUUUGUUCAGCGAAUCGAAGCAAAUAUGCGAUUAUCCUCAAAACGUUCCCGAAUGCUCAACCACAUCUUCUUCAGUAAGAUAGUUUCUUCAGAGUCGUCUGUAUUUAUUUUAAUAUUUAUAAUAUUUUUGACAUUCUAUUUAAGUGUACUGAGAAUGUGAAGUUAUUGGAACAAUAUACAGUAAUUUUGUUACAAUACGAUUUAUAUUUAUGUUUACAAUGUAUUGUCUUCGUUGUAAAUUGUGAAAGAUAAAUAAAUUAUUUUGCACAGUA